AUGUUUCAACUUACCGAUGUAACUUGGAAAUCUCUUUUGACUCGAGGUGACAUUUCAUCUAAUCGACAUGAAUUAAAAAAUCACAACUUACAGGUGAAACUUGGAAGUUUGUCUUCACUCGAGCUGACAUUUCGUCAUAUCGACAUGGUCCGCUAUAAAUACGAGCUGAAGCAGUUGAGAGAAAUGCCAAAUUUUACUUUGAGAGUUGAAAACUUACUACUGAAGAAUGUCUUUGGUCGAGCUUUAAAUACUUUUUCAUUAAUUGGAUUGUCACAAUUUAGCUAUCAAUGGAACGUGUCAAGUCUGAUAAGAUUGUGGGUUUACCCUUUAAUCUAA
Clunio marinus is the source of this 336-nucleotide messenger RNA. The record is from the annotation of a GenBank genome assembly. Lineage: Eukaryota; Metazoa; Arthropoda; Insecta; Diptera; Chironomidae.